AUGUCUUUAGAGCCUAUCCCCAGCUUCAAGACCAGAGAAGCAUUUUGGAAUGCUCGGACGCCAGAAAUGUUACUGGAGGCAGGGAGCGACUCUCGACGUGUGCUCGAAGCUUGCGAUGAAGAAAUCGCUCUCGUGAAGGACUUUGUCUUGGGCCAUUUUCGAAAGCAUGAACUCAGGGAAAUGUAUUGGAAACCGCUCGGUCUCUCUAUGGUCCCGAAACAGUUCUACGGUCCUGAGACCGCCAUCGCAGAGAUCUUCAUUCGAGACCUCUGUGAAUAUCGCAACGCGUCUCUUCCGGUCUCGUCUAUUCCCUCUGAGCUCUUGUCUUGCAUUUUCGGACAUCUUCUUCCUGUCAUCGGUCCGCGCCACUAUCGUUCCACAGACGAUGACAUGUCAGAGCGCCACGACAAAACUAGGAAUCAGAUCGCCGACGCCACGCGAGAUCUCAUCUCUGCGACCCACGUCUGCCGUCGAUGGCGUAACGUAGCAUUGGCGAACCCAACUCUCUGGACGUUCUUGUGGCUGGAUAAUCGCUCAUGGCUAAAGAGAAUGGUUGAGCGCUCCAAGAAUGCCCCUCUUAUCAUCAUGCAGACACUGGAUAGGUAUCUCUCGCAUGAUUAUAUCCGCGAUCUUUUACCAUGCUUGUUCCGUAGACUGCAACCUCGCCGCCUCAGUUUACAGCUAGAUCUGGGAUUUCGCGCUCUCGACAACCUCAUUUCGAUUCCUACUAUGCUGCUCCGACCAGCUCCGUCGCUAGAGAUCCUAGAGAUCGACGCUAUGCAUGGCGAAGGCCAUCUCAAGGACGUUACGGCUUUGACGCGUCAUCUCUGUCUUCCUCCAACAGCUUCUAUUGCCUAUGUUAUUGGCUUGCACGGCGACACCCUCGACGAUACCUUACUCUCUAGGCUUUCUGCUCUUAUCCUUCCUACGACCGAUGGCCCUCCCGUUGAGACGGUUGACAUAGCCUUCGCUCGCAAUACCGAACCCACCCCAGUGCACGAGAUGAGCUUCACCAUGCAGCUUUGGCACAAUCAAGACGAUGGGACCGUAACCAUGGACGAAUCGGGAAGAAGCAAACCUUCUUUCUCUGCCACCUUCAUCAUUACAGCACCACGACAACGCCCGGAAGACGCACCUGCUCCUUCUGUUGUCGAAAGUGUAACGGACGAUCUUGUCUACGUGCUCGACACGGUUCUAUCCCUUCUUCCUCUAGAUUCAGUUGAAGAGCUUCGUUGCACUGCGAUACCCAACAUGUCUCAAGAAGCUGGAGCUGUUCUUUCGCUCAAUAUGUGCGCUUGUGCAACCAUCUUGCCACACUUCUCGACAUCAGUGGUGACUCUCGUCCUAGAAAAUGGUGUUCAUGGUUUCAAUGGUCUUUUCGACGCCCUUGCAUCGGACCGGACUCUUCUCCGACGUUUGAUUACGAUUCAGCUCGUCGAGUGGGAGUUCGCCGUUCUGCUUCAUUCCUACACAGAUCGCCAGAGGCAUGCUUGGGGAGUGUUGAGCCUGUUCCAGGCCAACAAGCUGGCGGACGUACUCCGCGAUGUGGCUUCGGAUAGGGGUGUGAAACUCUUGGAGCUUUGCAAGUGCAAUAUUACCGAGUUCAUUGGAGAAGAGUUCGAAGGUAUCGCGGACAAGCUGGUUCUUACCGAAUGUUUUGCGAACUUCGAUUGA
Stereum hirsutum FP-91666 SS1 is the source of this 1674-nucleotide messenger RNA. RefSeq lists its product as uncharacterized. Lineage: Eukaryota; Fungi; Basidiomycota; Agaricomycetes; Russulales; Stereaceae. Bases 1 to 1674 code for a protein of 557 amino acids. Gene Ontology annotation, molecular function: protein binding. The record is from RefSeq and is a predicted model, not a curated record. The transcript is spliced from 4 exons.